AUGGUGGUGAAAUGCAACACCUCGGAGCAGCGAGUCACCUGGACACAGAAUGGGGAGCCAGAGCCCAUGGCUGAAUUUGUGGCCAAGGGACAGACUCUCACCAUCCUCGGCUUGGACCUGCCAGCUGCUGGCAACUACAGCUGCUGGGCUGGCACCGUCCUGCUGGACACCACCUACGUGGUGGUCAGCGGCGCCCGCGAGGAGGGGAUGAACAUCUCCUGCCAGGCUGAGUCCUAUCAUGGCUCCUUCCGCUGCUCCUGGAAUGGCCCCCGCUCUGCCGUCUUCCGUGCCCGCCUCACACGCAGCGAUGGCUCAUUGGGGAAGUGGGUGCCGGCAGCUGGCCGCCACGGCUGGUUCAGCGCCAGCUUCGCAGACCCCUCCUUCUGUCCCUUCGCCGAGGAGCUGCGCCCACUGCAGCUACACCUGGAGGGGCUCUCGGACACCUCCUAUCUCAACUUCUCCAUCCACUUCUUCAUCCGCGACAUCGCCUCCUGGCCGCUCCCCAAGUCCUACUUCGCCCUGCUCUACCGGCUGCAGUACGAGCUCCCCAAUGGUACCCAGGUUCACAGGUAUGUGGAGGGUGUGGAGGAGAUGCAGCUGCAGGACCGCAUGCGGCGGGUACGCAUCAGCUGCCAGGAUCCUUACGCCAACGCCUGGAGCCCCUGGAGCGCCUGGAAGGAUGUUGAUGCAGCCCAGCAGCACCGGCUCCGAGCACGCUGA
Haliaeetus leucocephalus (bald eagle) is the source of this 720-nucleotide messenger RNA. RefSeq names its product interleukin-12 subunit beta-like. Lineage: Eukaryota; Metazoa; Chordata; Aves; Accipitriformes; Accipitridae. Bases 1 to 720 code for a protein of 239 amino acids. Gene Ontology annotation, molecular function: protein binding. The record is from RefSeq and is a predicted model, not a curated record. The transcript has 5 exons.